Messenger RNA from Rhopilema esculentum, 1521 nucleotides. RefSeq lists its product as uncharacterized. The record is from RefSeq and is a predicted model, not a curated record. Lineage: Eukaryota; Metazoa; Cnidaria; Scyphozoa; Rhizostomeae; Rhizostomatidae.
AGCAAAUGGGACGCACAUCUGUCAAGCUUGAAUGCUUUCACUGAAUAUCAAUGCAAACACCAUCCAGUAGAUAGUUUCAUUCGCAAUCUUAACAUUUUCUGCUUGUAAAAAAACAAUUUUAAUUUUAUUCGAAGUCAAACAACAAAGACAUUCUACGAAAACAACCAUGAGUCCCUUCUGGAGGCAUCUUUGUCUCCUCAUUGUCGUGAUACUUCUUGUGCUUGACGCCGAAGGCAGACCGCGCAGAGGUCUUAAACACAAAGCAAGGAAAGUAAAACACAAGGAAGCAGAGACGAAAGAGGAAAUUGGCAGCGACGAUAAUAAUGACGAUGCGCAGGAUGCUCCUCCACAAAAUGCUCCCGCACAAGCACCAGUGAACAUUGCGAGCCACUCAGGAGCAAUGGCUGCUGCCAGCAACUUGCACACUGCCUUAACAGAAAGUAUUGGUAAGCUCAGCGUUGCCAGUCAUCAAAUGAAUUCGGCAUUGCGAAAUGCAGCGUCAUUUGGCGUCGGACCUCUAGGUGACAGUGUGGCACCUGCAAUCCAACAGUAUGGCCCACCUCUUCACUGCCCUGCACCAUGCCCGCAAACAUGCGCUGCUCAAGGAUGCAGCCCAAGCUGCUGCAUGCAAAACCUCCCGAUGCCACCACCAAUGCCACAACAAAUGCCUUGUAUGCCUCCGGGAUGCCAGCCACCAAUGCCUCCACAAAUGCCUCCACAGAUGCCUAUGCAGAUGCCUCCGCAGAUGCCUAUGCAAAUGCCUCCACAGAUGCCUAUGCAAAUGCCAAUGCAGAUGCCAAUGCAAAUGCCUUGCACUCCACCAGCAUGUCCCAUGCAAAUGGCUCCACCACAACAACCACAGAUGCUCUCUGUCACCUUCAGUAAGCCUCAAAUCUCAUUUUUGCCUCAAGCAGCCCCUCCACCUCCUCCCCCACAGGCAUGUCCACAACAAUGCAGACAAGAGUGUGCCCCUCAGUGUCCACACAGCUGCUGUGGCCCAGCUCCACCCCAACAGGUGAUGAUGAACCAGUGCCCACAGAUCUGUGCCCAGCAAUGUGCACCCCAAUGCUCGCACUCUUGCUGUGGUCCCAUGGGUCAACCUCCUCCAAUGCAGAUGCCUAUGAUGCCUCCUCAGCCCAUGAUGCAAAUGCCAAUGCCUCAACCUAUGCCUCAACCUAUGCCUCAACCAAUGCCUCAACCAAUGCCUCAGCCUAUGCCUAUGCCACAACAACCACCAACGAUGCCACAACAACCAGGACAGUGCCCACCAGUUUGCCAGCAAUCAUGUGCCCCAGUUUGCCCGCGUUUCUGCUGCGGGCCUGGUGGCAAAUAAACUAAGAUACUUGCUCCCUAGUAAUCGAACUUUCUAUUAGAAGCGACUGAUGGUGAAUUGAGAAAUGUUUUGUAUUUAGCAAACGAAAGCAAUCAACAAUAUGUUUAUAUAGUUAUGUAAUUAGCUUUUGUUAUAUUACCGAUCAAGGUAUAUGUAUAUUUUUGUAUCAAUACAUAUUCGAACUUCAA